Molecule: messenger RNA, 1612 nt
Organism: Sesamum indicum (sesame)
Lineage: Eukaryota; Viridiplantae; Streptophyta; Magnoliopsida; Lamiales; Pedaliaceae
Gene: PRD3
Product: putative recombination initiation defects 3
Biological process (GO): meiotic DNA double-strand break formation; chromosome organization involved in meiotic cell cycle; embryo sac development
Cellular component (GO): nucleus
Source: RefSeq, a predicted model, not a curated record
UAAAAUCAAAACCUGGAGGAGAAAAAGAGAGUCGGCAGAAGAAUUUGAAAGUUCUAAUUCCAAUGGAUUUACUUUUGAAAAGUUCGGUUUACUGAAGCCUUGCUGUUUCAAUUUCUGAGUUGAUCGAGAGGUUGAUUUGCGAUAGAAUGAAGCUGAAGAUCAACAAAGCCUGCGAUCUCAGCUCCAUCUCCGUUCUUCCUCCUCAAACUAGAAGGAGGCCGAGUGUGGUUUCCAGUGGAUUAGAGUCUUCUUCGAUCUUUCCAAGAAGCCAAGUCGCAUCACAGCUUCGGCCACAGCAGCCACUACAGUCACAGCUGACCCUUUCACAGGGAGUUUCAUCCCAGCAUGGUCUCUACUCUCAGUUUUCACAGAACUCUCAAGAUGAGAUCCUUACUAACGAGAAAAUAGGAUCUCAAGAAAGAGAAAAUUCAGUAAGGAGGUCAUCGUGCUUACCUCCUAUGAGUUACACACGAGAAGAGAGUCAGAUGGUGGUAUCUAGAACUUCCAACAAUUCGAUGCGCAAGUGGUCCAGUCAAGAGAAUAAAUGUCAGGUCAGCGAAGACCUUGAACGCAGGAUUGGAAUGAUUGAAACUUCAUUAAGUAGGUUUGGCAUGAUCUUGGAUUCUGUUCAGAGUGACAUCAUGCAAGUAAACAAGGCUACAAAAGAAGUAGCAUUAGAGACGGAAGGCGUGCGGCAGAAAUUAAUUGUUCAUGACGAUUCACUGCAAUCAAUGAGCAAAGGACAAGAAGACAUCAAAACUUGCCUGGAUAAGGGCUUGAACUCUCUCUCUCGGGAGAUAAUCUCAAUGCUGUCAGCCUUAUCAGAGAAAAUAGACACUAAGCUGGUGAAAUUACAAGAUGACCUCCACAAGCAUUUCUUCAAAGAAAUACAGGCAAUUUCUUGCGGUAUUACGAUUCCAAAACAAAAGCAAGCUACUCCUCCCAUGCAUGGUCCAAAGGCUGUCAGCUAUCAUGCUCCUCCACAGGAAGUUCAGUUUCGAACUGAUGCACCAAGGCCUUUGAUAGCACAACAAACAAGUCUACUAACAAAGGUUAAAAUGGGAGGCUGGACAUCAGUAAAACAAGAAGGAGCAGCCCCCAAAGUUGGAAAUCUUAGUAAGCGGAGCAACCAGAUAAAAAUCUCACCACAUCAAUUGGAAUGUAGAGUUGUCAUUGAAUCAGAUGAGGAACUUGAUGGAUGCUUUUCCUGUUUGCUUAAGGAAAAGGGAACAGAAAAAGAUGAAUAUUCGAUAAAGGAAGCCAAGGAAGAAACUGCAAGGAUUCUAAGGAAAGCAAGGAGGAGAAAGAGAAAGUACUGUGAUACCAUCAUCAUAAACUAAAGUGAUCAUUUCAGGAAAGAACAUAAAAGAACCUGAAAUAAUGUUGCUACAGUCACAAGAUAUUUUGAUCAUGGCAGAUAAAUGUAUCGAUCGACGCCCCAAAAGUGAAUAAAGAUUAUUCACCCUCCCUUCCCCACAACCAGGUGUGUUUGGUUCUCAAAUUCUAUCACCAUCAUGUCUUCUAUCAGACUACCAUCUGUCAUUCAUUGUUUCCUGUAUAUCAACACUCUGGAACAAUAUAUUUUGUACAAUAGUAAUUCAUAAUUUGCUCA